AUGGAUCCCUUCCCACCGGAACCCUACCGAUCCGCACGUCUCCUUUAUCGUGCGCCAGAGGAUAACCCAGCAGAUGAUGCAUUCUUCCACGCUCUCUACGCCGACCCCGUGGUCGGGUCUAUGGCAACUACUGCCCUCUUACGCCCGCUCAGCACAAAGGAGCGGAAGGAAUUGCGAGCAAAGCUUUCUGAUGUAUUCAUGUCAGUCAUGAUAUGUAUUAUCCCGGACGAGGGCUCUGAUAAGGAGCCUGAGACAAUUGGUGUGGUCUCAUUAAAAAAGGAAGCCUCUGACUUCGCUCAUAAUCGCACGUACGAGUUAGGGAUCAGUAUUGCGCGCCAGAACCAAGACAAGGGAUAUGGGUCUGAGGCAAUCUCAUGGAUGUUAGACUGGGCUUUUCUGACGGCGGGUCUACACCGCGUUGAGCUGGUGGUCGCUGAGUGGAACGAGAGGGCACAAAAGGUGUACCGAAGGCUUGGGUUUGCAUCCGAGGGACGGAAGAGGCAGUGUCUCUGGAAAGCUGGAAGGUGGUGGGAUUUACUAUUUAUGGGCAUUUUGGCGCAUGAGUGGGAGGCGAAGAAGGCUGCUGGCUCUUGA
This is a messenger RNA of Aspergillus fumigatus Af293, 594 nucleotides long. RefSeq names its product putative GNAT family acetyltransferase. The record is from RefSeq and is a predicted model, not a curated record. NCBI's taxonomy places the organism in Eukaryota, Fungi, Ascomycota, Eurotiomycetes, Eurotiales, Aspergillaceae. Gene Ontology annotation, molecular function: acyltransferase activity, transferring groups other than amino-acyl groups.